Molecule: messenger RNA, 1422 nt
Organism: Macroventuria anomochaeta
Lineage: Eukaryota; Fungi; Ascomycota; Dothideomycetes; Pleosporales; Didymellaceae
Product: Pkinase-domain-containing protein
Exons: 4
Coding region: 1-1422 (473 amino acids)
Biological process (GO): protein phosphorylation
Molecular function (GO): protein kinase activity; ATP binding
Source: RefSeq, a predicted model, not a curated record
AUGGCUGACCCAUUCGCCCCAAAGACGAUGAAGAGGAAGAACAAGAAGGGCCUUGCACUGAGCGCUCCCCCGCCAAAGCCCGCGCCCUCAGAGAGUGAUGCACAGGCACCAGGUGGUCUGGGCAAUGCUAAAGAAGAGACCCUCGAAAUUGGUGUUGAGUUUCAGUUGGACUUGAAGGCAGAGGAUUUGAUCGUUCUGCGAGAACUAGGCUCAGGAAACGGAGGCACAGUCAGCAAGGUCCAGCAUGCAGCUACCAAAGUAAUCAUGGCGAGGAAGGUCAUACACGUCGAAGCGAAGAAUGAAGUACGGAAACGCAUCGUGCGAGAGUUGCGCAUUAUGCACGAGUGCAACUCGCCCUACAUUGUUGAUUUCUAUGGCGCAUUCCAGAACGACUCUGGGGAUGUCAUCAUGUGCAUGGAGUACAUGGAUGUGGGAUCUCUGGACUGGGUAUCUCGUCAAUUCGGUCCUGUACGUGUCGACGUCCUCGGAAAGAUUGCAGAAGCCGUGCUCGGUGGUCUCAGCUACCUCUACAGCGCCCACCGCAUUAUGCACCGCGACUUGAAGCCAUCGAACAUCCUCAUAAACUCAAAGGGUCAAAUCAAGCUCUGUGAUUUCGGUGUUUCCAGUGAGCUUGAUGGAUCCAUCGCCGAGACUUUCGUGGGAACAGGCACAUACAUGGCCCCGGAGCGCAUCCAGGGUUCACCUUACACCGUCAAGUCAGAUGUAUGGAGUGUUGGUCUCUCGAUCAUGGAGCUGGCUAUUGGCAAAUUCCCCUUCUCUGGAAGCGCAGACGACGACGAUGCUGGCGGACCACAGGGUAUCCUUGAUCUCCUGCAGCAGAUCGUUCUUGAGCCGGCACCGAAGCUGCCCAAGAGCGAUGCUUUCCCCUCCAUACUGGAAGACAUGGUCGCCAAGUGCUUGUUGAAGGAUCCUAAGGAGCGACCAACGCCUAAGGAGCUCUAUGACCACGAUGCCUUCCUUCAAGCCGCGAAACGCACACCGGUCGACCUCGAGGCAUGGGCGACAAGCAUGCUCGAACACAACAAGCGCAAAUCACAUCUCGCCCCUUCCGUACUAUCGAGCAACAUCCGCGAGAAGUUGCAGAACCAGGAGCCUGCUCCAAGGAGAGGGUCCGCCGAUAUCAGACAGCAAGAAUCCUCGUCGAGAAGAGGUUCUGCUGAUAUCAGGCAAGACCAGGGACCAGCGCCUCCGCGUCCGACAUACCCACAACGAACAUCGAGCAGCAUUAGCCACCACAGCCAGUCGAACAGCCAGUCAAGUCAGGGCGGUCAAAUGUCACUCCCAAUGCGACCUGCGCCACCGACAUCGAAUGGGUCGAAUUCGAGACCCCAGUCGAGAGGGCCGCCGCUCAACGGUGGACUACCACCUGCGCCACGGAGAAUGUACAGCGACGUGCAGUAG